Messenger RNA from Heterobilharzia americana, 8027 nucleotides. Lineage: Eukaryota; Metazoa; Platyhelminthes; Trematoda; Strigeidida; Schistosomatidae. The record is from the annotation of a GenBank genome assembly.
GACGUUGGAAAGGAUUUCGGAAUCUUUCAAAAGUUAAGAAUGUUUUUUUAAACUGAAAGCAUGUCACUCCUGGUACCUAAUGUGAGGAAAAAUGCCGCUCAUGUCAUCUGCUGACUCAUUUCGGAUAGGCUACGCAAGAAUAUUAUAGGUUAUUUGACCUUAUUUGGAUAAAAAGGAAAUCUGUCUCUUCAGUUCUUGAGGUUAGACGUACCCGCGCGUUUUCAGCGUUUUCGUUACGAAUAUGGGUGAACUUAGCUGGGGUGUUGAGCUGUGGGAUCAAGUAGAGAGCCUAUUUAAACAUGAGAGUGAUCAAAUUGGGUUGACCGAGUCGUACUUCAAACUGUUGUCAGAUGUUCAGAAAUUACAACAUGAAUUUGGGAAAAAGCUCAGAAAAACAGUUUCUAUUUAUUUACCAAGAAAGAAACCGGAUGUUGACGAGUUUUCCUCCGUGUUAACAUAUUCAAGUAUUGUACCUCAAAUUCUCGAAAUGGGUGUUGCUCAUGAAGCUAGUUCCAAAAAACUCAAUGAAUCUGUUGUCAACCCAUUAAAAGUUCAAGUUGAAAGUGAGAAGAGGGCUUUAGAAAAGCAUCGUUCACAUUGGCUAAAGUUAAAUGGAACAAUAGAACAAUCACGUAAACAAUUGGAACUAAGUUGGCAGAAGUAUGUAGCUAAUUUCAAAGAAAAGCAGAAAGCAUUUGAAGUUUCAGAAAAAGCACAAAAUGAUAUUCAGUUAGCAAGAAUUGAUCAACAAAAGUUUGAAGCUCUCUAUCAGAGUAAAUUGCAGUCAUUCGAUCAAACUAGUCGUAAUUAUGCUGACGAAUUGGCUAAAUACAAUUCAGCUAAUCGACGUCAUUUUGGCACUGAUAUAGUGGCUUUUGUAGAUGAUAUGGAAUGCUCAAGUCGUAUGCGAAAUAAUCGUGUUCGUGAACUCCUAUUAAUGGUUACACGUAUAAAUGAAGAAACAAUAUCAAAGCUUACCAACUGUAAUCAAUUAAUUUCUGAGGCAGUUUCAGCUCUUGAUUCUUCUCAUGAUGCAGCCAAGGUAAUAAAGCGAUUACAUACGGAUGAACAACCUCCAGCUGAUUUACCAUUCCUUGAUUUGGAUAAAUGUCCUUCAGGUAUUUUGGAUGGAUCUACUUCAGAUUUGGGAGCUUUAAUUCUUGGUGUUGAAUCUGCAGACUGUUCAAAUCAGUUAAACAAUUCUGGAACUACAAUUUCAGUACCAGGUAGUGGAAUGAUGAGUGGAUUUAUUCGUUCUACUCACAAGAAUGCAAAAGAUGAAUACUCUAGUUUACGUUCACCAUUUAUUUGUGGCAUUAGCAUAAAGAGUAUUAAAAACACAGAUCUAACUAUCAGACAAGUUGCUGAUCGGUUAAAGGUACUAAGGGAAUUGGUUGUCAAAACUGAAAAUGAACUACGGAGUACUGAUCGUAUGAUUGAAUCGUGUCGAACAAACCCUAAAUUUGGUGAUAUGGAUUGUUUGGUUCGGGCUGCUGCUAUUUAUAGUAGACGCCUGAAUUCCCUAAAACAGCACAUUAAAGAACUUGAAGUGAAAUUUAACAAUCUAGGCGGUGAUAUAGCCUUUACAAAAGCUGAAUCAAUAGCUGAAAAGCUUAGCUCACGUGCAGUAAUCAAUGCUAGCACAAAUGCUUCAAAGACUAAUAUUCAAUCUGUAAAUAGUAAAUCAUUCGAUGACGAUGAAAGUGAUCAUUCAUUUGACUCAGAUGGUGAAGAUGCUAAUAAUAACGCCAACAACAAAGAUGAUACGACUACUACUACUUCGAACAGUAAUAUAGAUGUACAUUCAGGAGCUCGAUAUGUUGGUUAUGCUUCUGCUCUAUACGAAUAUGAAGGCGAUGGGAGUACUUAUUUAGCAACAAAACCAGGUGAAUUAUAUUAUGUGUUGAGUGUAGACUCGACUAAUUCUGGAUGGACAGCUGUAGUAUCUGAGGAUGGAACACGUCAAGGUUUCGUUCCCACUGGUUAUAUCAAUUUAACAUUAUACUGAAAUGUGUUUCACAAUCUGUUUGUUUUACUCGCCUGCUCUUAUUUCAUCCUUCACUUUCUAUCCAUUAUUAUUAUUAUUAUUAUUAUUAUUAUUAUUAUUAUUAUUAUUAUUAUUCGAUUAUUGUUGAUGCAUAACGUAUUUCAUUUUUCUGACUGGAUGUAGUUAGUGAAUUACACUACGAUUGAAAAGGAAAUGCCACUUAUGAGUUUGUAUAUUGACUCAAAUUGAUUUUAUUAUAAAUAAUUAUGAUUUUCACUACUAUUCAAAGUUGUUUUCAUCACUUAUUUAUAGCAUCUCACCUAUCUAUCCUCUAUUGAUUAUACUAAGCAAAGAUUACUUAUUUAUUCUAGGCUGAUGAUACGUCUAUAACAGAGUUAGUAUCCUUUCUCCUUUUAGUAUUUCUUGUUUCACCCAUUCUUAGUGCCUUUGUAUAUUCAGGUUUUAUUGUUAUCUUAUUGAUUAGUGCGAUUUGUUUUUUGUUUUUUUUUAAAUUAUCCUCCUGUUCACUUUCUUUCAUAAGGUAGUCUAUAACGAAUGUGUUGUAUAUCAAAUCUUUACUCGCCCAAUCUUUUAUUUUCUUCACCUAGAAAAGUGUAUUGUUAAAUUAUUGAUUCUCAUCUAGUCUUGGUUUACAUUUCCACUUGUUUGUCUCCAAUUUUCAAUGGUAUUAAUAUCUAUUCAUUAACUUUAACGUUUGUGCUUGUAUGUAUAUGCGUGUAUACAUGCACUUUGUUCAUUCCUAUUGAUUAAUAUUCACCGAGUGUUUGUCAGCUAAUAAAUUAGGAUAGACGAUGAUGAUGAUGUGAUUAGUUGUAGGCAGUUUUUACAGACACACACACAUUUGCAUAUGUGCACACAAUAUUAAAUACACAACGAAUUAAUCACAAGUAUUGUUCCAGUCUAUUAUGUUUUAUGCUGUAAUUGUCAAACGUUUAUAAUCUCUUCCUCUGUAUCCUUCUUCCAUUAUAACUAUCUGCUGAAAUUAUUAUCAUUUAGUACCUCAGUUUGAUUUAUUUAUCGUUUUUUUUUACAACCCUAGUGGAGUUUACCAACAUUAUCAUUAUUAUUUAAUUUCAACAUUGUGAAAGAAAUUAUGUGAAGCACACAUACAGAGUCAUGUAUGUAUAUGCCAGUUAUUUUUUUCGAAGAUUUUUCCUGCCUUUUGUUUUCCGUUCAUCUUUUUGAAAUAAUAUUAUUUACAAACAUAUAUUUCAUUAAAUUGUGUGUUAUAAUACGGUCCAAUCGAUAAUUAAAUUAUAUUUUGAUCAUUUACACAUGGGAAAAAGGGUUGAUAUUGUUAUUAUCCCAAGAGAAUAUGACACGCAAGUUCAACUAAUAGUUAAUUGUUUGUGUAGGCCAGAUUUAUCAAUUCCAAUCCUGGAUGAAGCAGAGAAGAAUGAACUGAUAAGCAUCAACCAAUCAGCAGAUUACCUUGAAAAUGGUGAGGGAGAAACGAACUACCGGCCAUGGUGUAAAAAUGCCGCGAAAACCUUAAUUUAAAUGUUCUAUACAAUUCUGGAGCCUUCCAAAAGAUAUGUAUGCUGAUUUGUUGAAUUAUAUAAGAUACUACCACUUUCAGACAGUUGUGUCUGCGCAGUGUAGCUGUAUAAACCAGUUUACGGAGUCACUUGUAAUAUGUCAUAGUUGUAACAAUGAAUGAACGGGUAGUAGUAAAUAAUUAAUGCAUUUGGCUUUGUGUUUAGGAUAGAAAAUAAGCUCAGGACAGAAAUAUGUUACUGUUUAGCUGAAUGUAUAAUCGUUGACGUGACACGUUCUCAUUAUAUAUGAUAUCCUGUUGGUAAUUUGAUAAUUCGGUGGAUAAAUAAAGAACGAGAUUUUAACCUAGACUAGUGCUGUGUACUCGUUCAGGAUGCGGUUUCAAUUGAUUAUUUGUGGAGUGGUACUUUUCUAGCACACUGACGUCACACGAAAUUGAGCAAUAACAAGUCUGCAGUGUCUUCAGAUGUCCCGGGCCACACGUGUGCUACAAUGACAGUUCUACAGAGUCUACAAACGACCCAGAAGGGUUGGGCAAACUGUUUUAUCACCGUUGUCACUGGCAUCAGGGCUUCCAUAUAUUUCCCCUCGACGGAGAAUUCUUGCUAGAUGUGAGUCAUAAGUUUCCGCUGAUUACAUCCCUACCCUUUACACAAACAGCCCGUUGCUACAACCUACUGAAUGGCCCAGGGAAGUCGUUGUAUUGGUUCUCUUCAAGUGGCUGUGAUGCCGAGAUGACCUCAUUUAACUCUUUCCAUGAAGCCAAAGUCCUAACAAGCCUCCUCUAGAUGGCUUGAUUUCCUAGAUUUCCUUUCAUGUUCCAAAUCUCAUGUAUUCAUGAAAUUUCUUCAUAUGUCUGGUCUUACGCUCAGUUUUCCUUUCUUAUUACAUUGUGCGAAUUUUCAGGAUCAGUUCAAUUUGAUUUCAUCUAAGAUAUCAGGUAUUCUAGUGUUCUGUAACUUUACUUGGUGGCAAUGCUGUAAACUUGACUGACGGACUCCAGUCAUUGCUGAAGACUAAGGAUGAGUAGAAAACUGUAUGGGUUACUCACUAGUGAUUGAUUCGUGUGCUGCAGCCUAUAUCACAAAUAAAUUUCACCAGAACAUUCGUAACUUUCCCACGUAGAAUGCUUACUGUUAAACAUCUUGACAUAUAUCAGUUGCCUGAUGAUGAUGAUGACUCUGCCAACCGGUAGCUGCUACCUUGACACUUGGUGGUCAGGUUUGUAUAUCACAAUGACCCAGUGAGCUGUGCUGGUGGAAUGCUGUUCCAUCGAGGUCCUAUCAUACCAGAAAAGUUCGUUGCAUAGUGAUUAGACAAAAAGAUGUUACCCAUAACAUGUUCUUAAACAAUGAAAUGAUGCACCAUGAUGGCUUAGAUCAGUCAUCAGUGGUUAAUGGCGAUCCAAAACCACAGGACGUAUGUCCGACCACACCUUCCAUAAUACAAGCCAGUUUUUGUGUUAUCCAAAAGACCCUACAUGAUAAGCCUCUAACAGAUUUCCUAUGGGCUCUACGAUAACCCACUAACCCUUUUCUUUCAGCCACCUCAAAAGAACAUAACCUUCCACAGUGUGAGCAACCAGGACAUGCCAACCACCCUCACAACUCUGUCAGCAUUCAAUUGAUGAUGAUUCUUGGCUCCGUGUUAUACCAUAGUUAAUGGCUGAUUCCUUAGUUGUUUAAACCAAUACCUUCAAGGUCGCUCAGAUGACUUUGAUAUGUUGAGAUCAGUCUCAUGCUUAUCAAAACAGGUUAUAUUAAAUUAACUGUUUAUUUUGCUAAAUUUCGUCUAUUCCUCAUGAACACUUUUAAAUCUUCAUUGUUGAUUAUUUUUAUUUAACGUGUUGACAACACUUGUACACGGAAUAUUUUUUAAUAGGACACUCACAGUCACAAUUUCACGAUCGAUCCAUAUAGAAUGACCUACUAGACGAGCUUUUAAUAUGGCCAAGUCCAUUUUCAAUCAGUUAUACUUCUUUUCCUAUCAAAGAUUCAAACUUACAUUCAUAACCUUAAAUAUUUUGUUCUGUCUAGAAAAUAAAACAUUUGACAAAGAAGUGAAGAAGAGUAUGUGGAAAGACAAAAGACACUUACACGAUACACUUGCAAGUGAAGCAGAACAGGAUACUGGUAAGAGAGAACUGACAACAUCUAUAUCAAAUAACCAAAAUACUAUAUGAGAGGGAAGACACAAACACAGAUGAAAUCAAUGAAAGAUAGUGAAGGAAAUCUACUUACCGCCAAAUAGGAGAAACAAAGGAAAUGAUGGACUGACCACUUCGAAGAACUCUAAUCGACCACCUCCACUAAUCCUCCUCCUCCACCUCCACCACCACCACCACCUGCAACUAAUCCAGAAAUACCACCAGCAGCCCAACCACAGAACUAUCAGUGAACACAAACCCUCCGACAAAGUAGAAGCCAAGUCGUGAAUGCCAUAAAGUUGCUGAAAGCUAGGAAAGCAGUAGGACCACAUGGGAUAGAUAUUGCAAGAAGCACUGGAAACAGACGCAGAGAGAGACAUCAGUGGACGUGCUCAUACCACUACUGUAGGAUGUUUGAAAGGGAGGAAGGUUACCUGCUUAUUGAUUGGAAGAAGGUCUAGCAUGUCAAACUUGCAAAGAAGAGAGACUUAAGUAUUUGUAAGAACGAGAACUGGAGCGGAAUCAUGCUCCACUCCUGUCCACACAAAACAAGCAAAAUAUUAAGCCGCAUCAUGUUGGAGAGACUAGAAGAUGCUCUGCAUUCAAAAUUAUGACUGGAACAGGCUGGUUGGCUUCAGCAAGAACAAAUCAUGUGCGCAUCAAAUCGCAACACACCGCUACGCUACGCAUCAUCAUAGAACAGACCAAAGAAUAGCAGAAUGGCAAUCAGCUCUCUACCUCAACUUCAUCGAUUUUGAAAAGGCCUUCUAUCGAGGUGUCGACCGAGAAGUAAUUUGAUAGCUGCUGAUUCAACACUACGGUCCCUCUGCCACAAACAUUUAUCAACCUCACUUAUGUGCUAUGUGAAGAUGCUACAUGCCAAGGGAUUCACAAUGGAAAGCUCAGCCUAUUGACGCCUUCGAAGUGAAGACAGGAAGGAUUAGGAUAAGCUUGCCACCUACUAUCAUCGAUCAUCUUCCUAAUUGUGGUCAACUCGACUGGACUGGAUCAUGCAAUAGACAACUGUGAGGGGCUGUGAGAAGAUGAGCAUACACUGUUUGAUCGAUGUAGAGACCCCAGAAGAAGAUUUGUAUUUCACCGACGAUGAUGAUUUAUGUCUAGUGUCUUAUGUAGCACAAACUGGAGGAUCUACAGGUGAAAUCUAACAAGUUGGCUGAAGAAAUGAGACAGGGCAGAGAAGGAAGAUGACAAUUCCUUCAGUUGAACAUGGAGAAGACACAGGUGAUGAAGACACUCAACCAACACACAACAACAACAAGAGGCAUCGAUGAUCAUCAACGGGAGAAAUCUGAAGGAAGUUGUCUCUUCCACCCACCUACCUACGCAGCAUUGCAUUGCAUCGCAUGACAUCGCAUGGCAUCGAUUCAACUACAGGCGGCACACGGACAGAUGACGAUGUGAAAGCCAACAUCGGAAAGACAGGAAGACAGGCCUUCGUGUAUUUAUCUGAAAUAAUCAGUGUGGAGAUCUACUGCACUGCACUGCACCCCACCCCACUCAGCACAAAGCGUGAACAACAUCCGGAUUUACAACAAGAAUCUCAGUCAAGUCAAUGAUUCUAUGUGGCGGUUGAGAGACUUGGUGUGUCACGAAAAGCAUUUCGAACAAACAACUGAAGACAUACAUGAUGAACAACUGCCACCUACACUCACUCGAUACUGACAGUGAAGAUGGAGAUCAGAUGAUGAGAAUGAUGAAGAGAAUAAGUGAGUAGGAACUGUGGCUGGUCCCACAACGAACCAACCUCCAACGAACGAACCCACAGAGAACCUCUCGCCUAACAAAUACGCAGCAGAAGAAGGAAGUGGAGAUGGAUUGGAUUGUACACAGCGUGAGAAUAUGGUUUUGGGGCAUCACGCGUGAGACCAGGCCAGGCCGGGGCAGGCGAGGCGAGUCGAGGUGAGGCCGUCGAGUGGAACACAGAUGGGAAACGACGAGUUUGGUGUCCGAGGUGAGGUUUACAUGGAUGAGGAGAUGGUGUGAGGAAGAAGUGAAAUGUUGUGGACAGUGGUGUAUGUAGGUGUAAAAGACUGGAGUGAAGAGAGUGAAAUGGCUAUGUGCUACUUUAUCCCUAUAUUCCGCUAGUGGCGUAAAGGAGAAAUAUAUAAAUUUUUAUGAAUAAAUCUACCUUGAAAUAUGUUGACUAUUACUUUCGUCUGUUCACUUGAAGUUGCAUGUUUGUAUGCCAUAAAAACGUUACUAAAAUGUUAGAAAUGUUAACAAUAUCAAUAGGUAAGGACACAUUUUGCAAUAGUUUACUUUUUUUUCUUCAAUGAGGUUCAAUGUCUAAGUAUGUGAAUUGUUACAAUAUUAUUAUUUGGUGUUGUAAAUAUGUCAAUAAAGCUUGAUUUAUUA